This is a messenger RNA of Chaetomium fimeti, 1202 nucleotides long. RefSeq lists its product as uncharacterized. The coding region runs from base 110 to 1126 and encodes 338 amino acids. Gene Ontology annotation, cellular component: 90S preribosome; nucleolus. The record is from RefSeq and is a predicted model, not a curated record. The transcript is spliced from 2 exons. Lineage: Eukaryota; Fungi; Ascomycota; Sordariomycetes; Sordariales; Chaetomiaceae. Gene Ontology annotation, biological process: maturation of SSU-rRNA from tricistronic rRNA transcript (SSU-rRNA, 5.8S rRNA, LSU-rRNA).
AGAAUCAACGUUGCAAGUGAAAUCCAGUGGUUUGCCAUCACCACAAAACAAUCGCCGACGUUGAAAACAUCAUCGCCAAUUUCGUAACACAUAAUCUCCAUCUUUAACGAUGUCGUCAGUUAAGCGCAAAAUGCCACCCAGCGGUCUACUCCAGAGGAGAGUCAGGCCCAGAUAUGAGCCAGAGCCGGAAUCAGACAUGGAGGAGGAUGUGAGCGAGGGACCGAGUGAAGAAGAUGCCGGGUCAUUUGGUUCGGGCGAUGAGGAUGAGGACGAGGAGGGGGGGGAGGGAAGUGAGGAUGGGUUGGAGGGCGGCAGCAAUGAGGACAACUCAGAUGCGGCAUCUGGCUCCGAAGAGGAGGAUGAGGAAGACGAUGAUGAGGGCCCGCAAAUAGACGCCUCACAGCUCUCCUUCGGUGCCCUGGCCAAAGCGCAAGCUGCCAUGCGGUCUUCCUCCAAAUCUAAACAAGCCAACGACGAAGUGAAGGAUAAGGAAGACGAGGGCUACGGCCACCCGACCAAACUAAGCUCUACGAAAAAGCUAGAUAAGCGCUCCAGCAAACACGCCCCCGUCGAACUGACCAGCAAGAAGCCCGUCUCGCGCAAGCGGGACUUCCUCGCGGGCGCCGCCGAAACCAAGAAGCUACAGGCACGCGACCCGCGCUUCACGCCGCUCGGCCCGGGGGCAUCGACCGCGGCAGCGGCAGGCAGCGGCAGCACGAUCGACGAGAUCAAGGCGCGCAAGGCGUACGCCUUCCUGGACGACUACCGCGAGUCGGAGAUGCAGGAGCUGCGGGCGACCAUCAAGAAGACCAAGGACGCGGCGCAGAAGGAGCGGCUGCAGAAGGCGCUGCUGUCGAUGGAGAGCCGCAAGAAGACGCAGGACCGCAAGGAUAGGGAGAGGACCGUCAUCGAGGAGCACAGGAAGAAGGAGAAGGAGCUGGUCAAGCAGGGCAAGACGCCCUUCUACCUGAAGAAGUCGGAGCAGAAGAAGCGGGUGCUGGUCGAUCAGUUCCAGGGCAUGAAGAAGAAGCAGGUGGAUAAGGCGAUUGAGCGGCGGAGGAAGAAGGUUGCGGGUAAGGAGAAGAAGCUGUUGCCCAUGACGAGGAGGGGCGCGGAGGACCGGUAGUUGAAAAGAGGCUGUCUUGGUAUUUUUGUUACAACCCCAGCGUCUUUGCCUGGCGUUCUAAGCGGUUUGAUCUAGU